Messenger RNA from Cantharellus anzutake, 1083 nucleotides. RefSeq lists its product as uncharacterized. Bases 1 to 1083 code for a protein of 360 amino acids. Lineage: Eukaryota; Fungi; Basidiomycota; Agaricomycetes; Cantharellales; Hydnaceae. The transcript has 3 exons. The record is from RefSeq and is a predicted model, not a curated record.
AUGCAGAUUUUCAGCCCAAAUGUGGACAGUAUACUCCUUACAGUCCUUCUGGUGGUUCUUCCCAAUAUAGCGCCGUACGUUGUGCACGCAGUACGUCAGUAUCGAUCGCAGCAGGAGGGCGAUUCUCCGCCUCGGACCCAGCUUCAAUCUCCACUUCUUCCAUUUCUCGGUUGGAUCCUGAUGCUCCAUUCUCUACAUAUUAUUUACCAAAUACUUUUUUGCUAUCCCACUAAUCUCUUCAAUGAGUUAAAUCUUGCUGUUGUCACCUCUUCCUCCCUCCUCCGCCAAGCUCUUUUAAAAGGAAGGCCAGCGGAUUCCGAGCUUCCCAAUAGCGUUGAGGCGCUCCUUUCUCGACUCCAAUCGUUAGACGCGCGCUCUCUUUACGUUCGCUUCGGCCAUGAUACGGUGGAACAUUGCGACUAUUGUCAUACAUUUGCGGACUUUGCGCUGUUCGCGUUCCCGUCUGCCGCAAUGACUUAUGUACAAACUAUUGCCCUCGUAGGGCUCAUGACAGUGAAAGGAAGUGGAAAACGCCGGUGGAGGUCAUGGGGAGUUGGGAUCCUAGUUACGGCAGCGGUGGUCGAAGCAUGGAUCCUCACAACCGUGGACAUUCAAUUCACCUCCGACAAUGGGAAAACUGUUAUGUGGCAUGACGGGGCUUGGCUACUUCGACACAGCCUUUUCCUUCUCCUUCCUAUAGGAAUACAGGUCCUUCCGUACGAGUAUGAUUCUUUGGUUCUGCUUGCUUCUUUGCCUGCCUCCGUCCAAUCCUUCGAAAGGACACUCAACUCUCUUCAAGCAUUGGAGCAUCUCCAAGCCGCGUCUUUGCGGAACGAAGGAACUCGUCCAAUUGUUGACAGAUAUUGGGAGGAGCAGGCGCGUCUAGCUCGAGCGGUGAGGGGAAAUGAAGAGGUGAAAGAAGAGGCCACUCGUGUAGGAAUCGGUUUUGGGGAGGAUGAGAUUGGCACCAGCCCUGUCGUGACAUUUGCGCGCGAUACUGUACAGCGAUGGAAGGCACUCAUGGCGCCGUUAUUAACAGACGAACAAAUGGGGAAAGGGAUGCCAUCCGAAGGUUCUAAUUAG